AUGAACUGCACGUGCAACGCAGGGUACGAGCGAUUCAAUGACAGUCUGUGUGAGGCUUGUCAGCCAGGGUUCUAUCGCGCCCAAGACGGAGAGCGGUGCCUCGCCUGUCAGCUGGGAUAUUUCUCUGCUUCCCCCUCUGCCACCACCUGCGAAGUCUGUUCGUCAGGCUCGUUUGCCAACGUCUCCGGCUCCUCCUCCUGCGAUCUCUGCCCUGCCAACUCCUUCGCCCCAUCGGGCAGCUCCAGCAGACUCAAUUGCACGUGCAAUCGAGGGUACACUGGGGCGAACGGGGGUCCCUGUCAAGCCUGUCCAGCUGGCAGGUACAAGAACCUUGACGGGAGCGGGUCCUGCUCGCCUUGUCCAGCUGGGAGCUAUAUGGAGUUGACAGGGUCAUCAUUCUGCUCCACGUGUCCUGCAGGCAUGUGGUCCAACAGCGGCGCGUCCUCUCUCAACGGCUGCUUCUGCAACGCUGGUUUCUACUUGCUGUCUGUUGGCGUCUGCUCUGCUUGCGAAGCAGGACAGUACACGAACAGGACGGGCAGCAGCGUGUGCACGCUCUGCGAGCUGGGAAAGUACGCUAUCCAAACAGGAAGCACGGCCUGCUCGGUAUGUCCUGGCAACACGACGACAAGCGGGAGAGGAAGCUCGUCCUUGUCUGACUGCGUGUGUGGCUUGGGCUUCUACAUAUCCACCCAAGGAUGUGAACUCUGCGAGAUCGGCAAGUACAAGGCUUCGAUACUGGAGAGCACCUGCUCUCCUUGCCCAGCUGACACCUACAUGGACUCGCGAGGAGCGACUGCCUGCUUCUCCUGCCGACCCAACUCCUACUCCUCGGAGUCGACCACCUCUGCUGACGGAUGUCUGUGCAACGAGGGCUUCCAGCUGGCCGAACGAGAAUGCGUCGGCUGCUUAGCAGGAACGUACAAGAGUGACGGACUGACUUCAUGCCAGCAGUGCCCAGCAGGCACUUACAACCCACAAACAUCCUCCACGAACAUGAGCUCGUGCUUGCCGUGUCCUGUGAAUUCCUUCUCUCCCGCCGGCAGCUCCUCUCUUUCCGCCUGCUCUUGCGAUGCUGGGUACGAGGUGCAGACAGUCGGAGGUGAGAGGAGGAGCGGAGAGGUGCGUGACUGA
Guillardia theta CCMP2712 is the source of this 1134-nucleotide messenger RNA. RefSeq lists its product as hypothetical. The coding region runs from base 1 to 1134 and encodes 377 amino acids. The record is from RefSeq and is a predicted model, not a curated record. Lineage: Eukaryota; Cryptophyceae; Pyrenomonadales; Geminigeraceae. The transcript has a single exon.